This is a messenger RNA of Balaenoptera musculus (blue whale), 4006 nucleotides long. It is a transcript of the gene ZSWIM3, whose product is annotated as zinc finger SWIM-type containing 3. Lineage: Eukaryota; Metazoa; Chordata; Mammalia; Artiodactyla; Balaenopteridae. The transcript has 2 exons. The record is from RefSeq and is a predicted model, not a curated record. The coding region runs from base 881 to 2818 and encodes 645 amino acids. Gene Ontology annotation, molecular function: zinc ion binding.
CAGGCUCUGGGCUAAAUCUUAUGUCUGUGGCUUAUUUAAUUCUCAUAACAACCCUAAUUAGUUUCAUUUUAUGAUGAGUUGUGCAGUUACUCUGCACACAGAGAGGUGAAGUAACUUGCCCAAGGUCAAACAGCUUCUGAGUGGUAGAGCCUGGAUUCAAAUCCAGAGAGUCAGCUUCCAGCAUAUCCACUGUUUAACCACUACCACUACCCAGAAAAUCUGCUAAGCCUUUUCCUUUAAAUAAAUGCUAUGAAUCUGAAGUAAGGAGCAAUUACUGUGGCUUGAGGGCCUCCAUAAAGGUUUCCUGGAGAAGGUGGGGCCUGAUUUGGGCCUUGAAGCAUGGGCUGAAUGAGGAUAGGAAGGGGAAAAGAGCAGAUAUUCAAUUUAAUUACUGUUCUCCUUUGAAUUAGCACUUGCAGCCUAGAAUGGCAAAGCUAGCAGGAUCCUAAAGAUCAUCUAGCCCAGGGGUUCUCACUCUCUUAGGAUGUGGACAUUUUUCUUUAAGUCAACGGUGAACCGAGAUCCCACAUACACCCUAACCCCUGAGGCCUCUUUUAUUUUUGCUGCCUAGAGGAGAAGGCAGCGGAGGCAAUGGCUCACUAAAGGCAGGAAUGAAGGGGCCACUUUAAACAGUGAGUAACCAGCUCUGCUGCUGCCUCUUAUCUAUUUUCCCUUGUAUCUUUGCCUCAGAUCGAAUUGUUGACAACUACAGAUGGGAAAAUGAGAGCAAAUAAAAGGAGUUGGGGCUUAGAACUUCUGUAGAUGAACAUGAAGGGUGUUUUAGUUGGAUGGGGUCUUGAAGAAAGACCUGAAUACUUUGGGACUGGAGAGAAAACGUAAACCUUUCCUACAUCCUGUAUUGCACCGUGGUCUCCCGGUAAUGUAUCAGCUGCUAUAUGUGCAGGUGAAAUUUGUCUGUAUUCGGACCCAGUCAAACAGGAAGAGAACAGCAGCGGCGGCUAUGUGCCCAGCAUACUUGCUCCUGCGGUACAAUGAGAAACUGGAUAGACUAUUUAUCAGUGAACUCAACACACAGCAUAUACACGUUGACUCCAAAACCGCGGGUCCUAGAGGAGACGCCACUGGCAAAUCUCAGAAGAAACUCCAGCCUGCACAGCCCACGAUCAACAAAGACCUUGGCACAGCUGAGAAGUCCCUGGUUGAGCCAUCAUUUUGCUUAGAUAAGGUCCAAACACCCUCAAAGCCAGAGCAGGAGGGCAUCACUCCUUCUGACCUGGCCAAGAUAGCCAAAGUGAUGAAGAACUUUCUUAAGGUGGAUGUGGGUUCCAUGGCCUCCUUCAGUGUGGGCAGCAGCCAAGACCUGGACAGGCUCAGCUUCCAGAGCAGCAAGAUGAGCGACCUCUUCAUCCGCUUCCCUGAGAAUCUCUUGCUGCACCGGGUGGAGAAUGCCCAGGGCCACAUCCUCUACGCUUUCUUGGUGGAGAGCAAAGAACGAGAGGGGCGAGUGGUACACUUUGCGGUGCUCAAGGCCGAGACAGCCACAUCCGUGGCCAAGAUGCUUAGUAUCUUCACAGAGUUCAACUCAGAUUGGCCCAAGGUCAAGGUGGUCUUCGUGGACCCGUCCUUCCCUCAUCGAGCCAUCCUGCAGGAGAUCUUCCCUACUGCCCGCAUCCUCCUCUCCAUCUAUCACACGACCCGACUCUUGGAGAAGAAGUUGCAUCGUAGUUCAGCAGAUCCAUCCUUUAAAAGGCUCAUGAAGGAAGCCCUGCGGGAGGCCGUGUUUGUCACUUCCGAGGCCAGCCUGCAAAAUCUCUGCCAGAUGUCCCAAGCCCUGCUCGAUGAGCGGCUCUUCAGCUUCCUUCAGGCCCACUGGUUCUCCUGUGAACUGCUGUGGUACACGCACGUCAGGAAGGGCCUGCAUGCCUGUAACACCUACAUGGACAGCCUGGACGUCGUCACCAGCAAGGUGUCGAGCCUCUUCCGGGAGCAGCAGUCCCUGCUGGACUGCAUCCUCCGCUUUGUGGAUUACAUAGACUUCUUUAACACCAAAGGCUUGAAGAACUUGCCCACUGCUCCCCCCAGGUUAAAGAGAGCCCGGGCAGCAAGCAUGGCACCAAAGUCCAAGAAGGCUUCUGGAAUCUGCGGAGGGAGCCUCAGCAGGCUGCCCGUGCAAGAGGCACAGCCAGAGCCGCAGCAGGUGCAGGCGCCGCGGCAGCAGCCCCAGGGGCAGCCCUCCCAGGACGGCAUGCUAGACUCCUUACUCCACAGUGGCUCCGAUCUGGCCUACAAGCUAUGCCACAAUGAGUGGGCGGUGGUGCAGAACUCCACGCACCUGGUGGACGUGGCCGGCUGCUCCGUGGACGUGCAGCUGCUAGAGGACUCCCAGCAGGCGAGCAAAGACGGCUGCAGCUGCAGCUGCUCCUUUCAACAGCGGUACCACCUGCCGUGCCGGCACAUUUUGGCCCUGCUGCACACCAGCCAGAGGCCCGUGGGCGAAGCCAUGGUGUGCCGCCGGUGGCAGAAGAGGUACCAGCACCUGCUCGGGCCCAGCGGGGAGCUCCGGGACCCUGUCCUGAUGCCGAACGCAGGCCAGCCAGGGGAGAAAGGGCGGAACGACAUGAUUCAGGACCUAAGCAGGGAGCUCGCGAACCUGCUGAUGCAGAGUGAGGGACCAGAGCUGGAGGAGCGCUGUUCCACCUUGCGCAAGAUUGUGGACAUCUGGGCGGCCCCCUGCCAGCCUCCUGAGCCCAGUCAGCGGCCGGGGGACUUCAAGGAUGUGGGCCGCCUCCCUUUCCUCUGGGGAAAGCAGGAGGAAGGGGAGGGACUCACUCCUCCUGGAGCCACAAUUCACGAUUGAAGCACUUGCACUGGCGCAAUGGGCCACAGGCCACUGUCCCUGGAAGUCUGAGAGCUCAAAGCGGGCAGGACAUGCUAGGGGUCAGCGUUUUAACCAAUGUCUUCCUAGGUAGGGUGAGGAAAAUUGUUCCAACAGGACGAAGAAGGACCCCACUAUGUGACAGUCCUUUGAAUCUACCCCUUUUCUGCCCUACCUUUGAUUUUCCUCGGGAGCCUCAUUCAUUGUUCAAGGCCAAAGUUAUCUCCAUGCUGAAGGGUCGUCCCUUGUUCUCCCUCAACCCCUGAAUUUAGAUCUUAUUCACUAUAUAGAGAUGAAACCCUGCCCCAGGUUAGGGUGAGAUAAAACGGACCUGAUGAAAGAGCCUGGUUUCAGGGACAAAAGGAAGGAGGGUGAUCCUUGGGUGUUGCUGCUCUUUACAAAGAAUUUGUUAUUUGUACCUAUUUUUAUUCAUAUUAAAGUUUUUGUUUUGUUUUUGUUUUUUAAAUAAAAUCAAAGAAGCAGGGGAAAUGCGUUCUGCCUGAACAGGGAAGGGAUCUGAUGGGGGUUGUGGAACCAAAUGGAGCCUGAUGCCUCAGAUUCAAUGAGUAGCAAUCCGCCCCUUACUUCACCCUCUUCCUGCAACCAAGCCUUCAACAUUGAUUUCAGGCUGCCUCAUAUUCUAGCAGGAAGAAGCCAGAUAGAUUGGGAGGGAAGAAACCUGGGCCUGAGACUUGACUGCCGUCAACUUGCUGGGAGACUGUGGGCAAGUCCCUAAUUUCUCUGACCCCAGUUUCCUCAUCUGUAAAAAUUAGUGUGUUGGCCUGUUCUAAUUCCAAUUUCCCCUCUAGAUUCAAUGCAGUUUUAAGCACCAACACAGACUUUUGUUGUUGGUAGUUUGCAGUGUUAAUCACCUAAAGCCUGGUAGCCACCCAGCUUUCCAAGAGCCAUCUUCAUGGGAACCGAGGUCAAAAGAUGACCUUAACAGUCCCAGCGCUGUGCUGGAGCUCGCCUGCAAAAUACUGGAGGGGGUUGGGCUGGGCAACACCGGAGUUCAGCUCUCUCAAGGUCUGGGUCUCUUUAAUUCCAGGAGUUGGGUCCCUUGACCCCUGUUGGAGAGACAGAAUUUGAGACCUGGCCCUCAGUCUCCCCAUAAGGCAGAAGACACUGUACCAUUACAUAGGCACCCCUUCCUACCCUCCUGGGGUUUUG